Symbiodinium sp. CCMP2456 is the source of this 2592-nucleotide messenger RNA. The record is from the annotation of a GenBank genome assembly. Lineage: Eukaryota; Dinophyceae; Suessiales; Symbiodiniaceae.
AUGAGCUGGUCCACUUACGGAAUGUGGGUAUAUAGGGUGGAGCUUCCUCCCCGAGCUGAAACCUCUGUCAGAGCGGCUGUACCUCGAUUUCAGGACAUGUACUUCAGCUCGGCUUACAAGUUGUACAACACGCACUGCCAGCGCAUCAGUACGGAACCUAGAGUUCCGAUGUUCGAAGGGUUCACCAUGCCUACAUUAACGACAGACAGUGAACGGAACGCCGUGUACAAACAGCUUCACUGCCGGCCUUUCGCAGUUUCCGCGUGUCCCGUGCCUGGUACUUCGACGGAAGACCUGGUGAUCGAGGCCUUCACGAUGUUCUCUCAGCCUCGUGAGCCGGCAACGAAGAAUCGAUCACGGGCAGCUGCCACUGCCUUUACCGAGUCUUAUCUGGAAUGGUUCGCGGAGGCGCAGACGGCGGCAGACGAAGGGCGCCUGCGGUUUGCCGAGCGGCAGGAGUAUCCUUCUCUGUGGGAGACGGAGGAGUUGCAGGCUGCCAUGCAGGAAAAGUUGGAGCUUGCGCAGGCGGAAUUGGGCGAACAGGAGCCCGUGGUGUCUGCAGGCGCCGCUCAGCCGGGGCCGCGAGCCACGGUCGCCAUGUACUCAUCUAUGCAAGCUCUGGAGCGAGUGGUCAAUUUGGAAAGCCUGGCCCGAGCUCGGCAGGAAAAGCCCAAGAAGAGGCGAGACAUGGAUCAGUAUCUGCAGCAAGACUUUGUGAAGAUAACGAUCGCUGGCGAGGUCGAGGAUGUGGACGCGGACAACGAAGAGGAGGACGUGGAGGAGGGUCCGAAACGUCCAUCCGCGGUGUUUCUGGUUAUCACCUAUCGGCCAAAGGAGGCAGAACGGCGGCAGUUGCUCGAGCUAGGCUAUCAAGCCAGGAAAAAUCAGUACACGAAUGAGUUUUUGGAGGAGACCUGGCUCCAGCAGGAUGCUUUCGAGGAACUUCGCGCCAAUAUGUUGAAGUCGCUCCGAAAGAGAGAGUCAGAGAAAGAGCAGCUGGAGAGCGCGGACGACGAGCACCUGCGAGUGUUGCGAGCCUUGCUGCCGCGUCUGCCGCAAGACUGCGUGCGCUUCGCGGAGCAGACCGUGUACGAAAAGCCUUCCGAAUUUUUGGCGGACAUGAUGUUUGCUUUGCCGGCCAAGGAGAAGCUCAACGAAGAUCAGGAGUUGUUCAUGUUGCGGUUUGGCGACGUGCUGAACAAAGUCUAUGACGAGGAACAGCGAAAGAGGCCGGAGGAGCGUGGGGUGUAUCACGUGCUCCUGUUGGGCCAGGGUGGUUCCGGCAAAACGCACGUGGUGCAGAAUGUCAUCUUUCCUAUUGUUUUGUUUAUCUGGCCACCUGUCGAUGGCAGGGAGACUCUUCGAGUGGUGGCUGCUAAGAACUCACAAGCUAAAAACAUUUCGACAGCCUCUGUGCAAGCCACGACGGUGCAUGCCGCUGGAUGCAUGCGUGUGCAGAGGCUCUCGAACAGCGAGAUGGCGGCCGGCAACAAGGAGAAGCAGUUGGAGGCAAUGUGGCAGCGUGUGCGCGUGCUGAUCGUGGAAGAGAUCAGCAUGGUGGCUUCCUUGUUGUACAACAUGCUGGAUUAUCGCUCCAUGCUGGGUCGCCGGCUGAGUCACCUUGUGGACCCGCAGACGCACACCCGGAUUAUUCAUGCCUUUGGCCGUGUACCUAUAGUUCUGCAUCUGGGAGACUUCUUGCAGCUCCGUCCCAUUGCUCAGCUGUCGCUCUUGGAUGAUUUGGAGGCGCGAGACGUGCAUGGUUGCUUGCUGCAUUCGGAUGUCCCGCCCGAAGUCCAGCACGCGCAGCAAGUGUUUGCAAACAUUCAAGACGUGUUCGAGCUGCGAGGGACGAAGCGUUUCAAAGAUGGCGAUCCAUUGAUCGAGCUGCUGCAGUGCAUGCGCGCAGGCCGCCCGUUGUCCGAAGGACUCUGGUCGGCUUUUCAGCAGAGGUUCGUGAGGGACGAGGGUCCGGGUCGGCCAGAUGCCAGACUGAAGCAGGAAAACUUCCGCUCGGGCUAUUGCAUGUCCAUCUAUUGGGCCUCCCUAUCCCGCAUGCUUUUCCGCCGGGCCAUCCUGGAUGCUGUGCGAGGAAGCGUCCCGCUGGUGUUGCUGCAAUGUGCUGACGAGUGCUCCGAUCUGAACAGAGACGUUGCGUUCCGGCUACUCAAUCAGGCCAAUCCAAAUCGAACCGGUCACAUGCACGGCGUGCUGCCCUGUCAUGUAGGCAUGGAAAUUCGUCUGCUGGAGAAGAUGGAUGCGAAGAAGGGGAUGGUUCAGGAUACCCAGGCAACCAUCUUGGAUUUCGAGUUUCACGAGCAGGACCGCGCAGCAUACAACAAGACGCCAGGCGGUGACGUUUUCAGUCCACAGUUUUUGCCAUCGGGUCUCUGGGUAAGCGUGUGCAAGUACGCUGGCAACAAAGAUUGGAAAACUAUGGCGGGCCUUUGUCGUCCACGCGUAGCAGACAACGAUGCAGCGGAGGAACUGGCGCGCAGUCUGUGGUUUCUUCCUGCUACGGAAGUGAAGAUACACUUCUCCAGCGCGCGAAAGUAUGUGAUCAGACGCUGUUUGUGCCAAGUUCAUCACUAG